Messenger RNA from Pyrus x bretschneideri (Chinese white pear), 909 nucleotides. RefSeq lists its product as uncharacterized. The coding region runs from base 1 to 909 and encodes 302 amino acids. The record is from RefSeq and is a predicted model, not a curated record. The transcript has a single exon. Lineage: Eukaryota; Viridiplantae; Streptophyta; Magnoliopsida; Rosales; Rosaceae.
AUGCCUCAGCAAAUCACUCAUCCGUGCGAUCGUAAAAACCAUGUAUUGUCUCUGCUGCCAACCCCAAUAUACUCGGAUGGGGCGUUCAGUUGUGAUGCAUGCAUGAAGCACGGAAAUGGCUUUGCCUACCAUUGUGGAGCUUGCAACAUUGACCUCCACACAGCUUGUGCUUCAAUGCCAUUGCUUCUCACUCACCAAUCUCACCCUCAUCACCAACUCAACCUCACAUUUUCAUUUCGUGCUGCAAGUUUUAACCACACCUUCAUAUGUGAUAUCUGCAACGGAGUGGGCCACAAAGAGUGGCUCUAUUCGUGUAGUCUGUGUGGUUUUACGGCUCAUUUGGGCGGCGCCACGGCAAAACCAACAUCUCCUCCAGUUCAACAAACUCAAGCAGCGCAUGCGCAAGCUGCUGCUGCUGUUGGAACCCAGUAUUUCCCAACAAGUGCUAGUACUCGUCAGUUUCAAAACUAUGCGCCAAAUAUGAAUAAUAGUACUGGGCUGCUGGGAAAUGCUAUUUUCAACCAAGCACUUCAAAGUCAGACACGGAUGAUGCAGCAUAUACUCGGUGGCGCUGGAUUUGGUGAUUCGUUUAAUAAGGGUUUGGAGAAUCAGGUACAGCUUAUUCAACGAAUAGCCAGUGGUGGCAGUGGACCCAAUCCAGGUUUGGGAAAGCAGGCACAGCUUAUUCCACAAAUAACCAGUGGCGGUGCAUUUGGUGGUUCCUCUGGUCAGGGUCUAGGAGAUCAGACACAGCUGAUUCAACAAAUACUCGGCGGCGGUGGAUUUGGUGGCAAUGGUUUCGGUGUUGAUACGAAUAUUACUGAUUUCGGAAGCAGCACUGCUGGUGCUAGUAUUGAUCUCUCGUCAUUAGGAUCCAUUGACUUUUUUAGCGGUCUCGGCUUCUUUUGA